AUGCAGCACUGCUUGCCGCAGCAGAUUGUGCCCAGCUCCCGCCCCAGCAGGUCCACACUCGGGCAGCACUCCAUGGCGCCCACAGUCCCAUCCGCCGACGCAGCACCGCAGCACUUGGGCUUGGUGAGGGGGUUGCAGCAGGUGGAGCCGCAGCAGUGGUUGCGCUCCUUGGGGCAGCACUGGUCGCCGCAGCACUUGGUAUCCGGCGGGCAGCACUUGUUCCCGCAGCACUCCUGCCCUGCCUUGCAGCACUGCGCGCCGCAGCACGUCAGCCCCGUGGGGACACCCGUCGUGGGGUUCACUUGCGGACAGCACGUGCCGCCCAGGGUCGUCCCCUGGAUGCUGCAGCAGAGAGACUUGGACGCGAGGUCGCAGCAGGUCCGCCCGCCGCAGCACCUGGUGCCGCCCAUGCAGCACGCCGACCCGCAGCACUCAUUGCCCGUCUCUUUCCCAUCAACGUUCAGCAUGGGGCAGCAGUCAAUAGCCGGCGGCGUCCCCGUGGUGGAGAGGGAGGAAUUACCGCAGCACUGUGGCUUGAGCUUCCUCUCGCAGCACUUGUUGGGCCCGCAGCACUGGAACCCCGGCUUGCAGCACGUGGCACCGCAGCAGUCGCCGUCCAGCGGGCAGCACUUGCCUCCACCGCAGCACUGGGUCCCCUUGGGGCAGCACGUGCCCUCAGCGCAGCAGCUGUCGCCCACCUUGCAGCACUGCACGCCCGCCACAUCCUGCUUGGGCUUCCUCGCCAGCAUGCCCACGGACCGACCCAGCAUGGCGAUGGCAAACUCCUUGGCGUUGCCAGCCACGUCGAUGGUGGGCUUGCAGCAGAACGUCUCAGCCGGGCAGCACUUGCCGUCGCCGCAGCACACGGUGCCCUUCUUGCAGCACGUCUUGCCGUCCUGGCAGCACUGGCUGCCCUCGGGGCAGCAGGUCUCCGUGGGGGUGCCCUCCCUGUCUGUGCAGCACGUGUCGCUCUUGAGGCAGCACUUGCGCCCGCAGCACUGGUUGCCCGUCGCCGCGCCAGUGGAAGUCGCAGCAGGGCAGCAAGCCCCCUGCAGCUCCACCCACUGCCCGUCACCGCAGCACUCGUACCCGGGCUUGCAGCAGGUGGACCCGCAGCACUGGGUGCCCUCGGGGCAGCACUGCCCCGCGCAGCACUCCCCCGGCUUGCGGUCGUACCCCACGCAGCACUGUGCGCGCACCUUCGGGUCGCAGCACGUGCUGCCGCAACACGUGGACUGCAUGCCCGUGGACGUCUGCAUCAUCGGGCAGCACUUGCCGUCGCCGCAGCACUGCGUGCCGGCCGGGCAGCACUCCUUGCCGCAGCACAUCGUGCCUUCCUUGCAGCACUUGCCGUUGCCGCAGCACUUGGUGCCCUUCUCGCAGCACGUCUUGCCGUCGUCGCAGCACGACGCGCCCUCGGGGCAGCAGCGGUUGAGCGGGUUUCCGCGCGGGUCCUGGCAGCACACGGAGCCCCCCUUGCAGCAUGCCGUGCCGCAGCACCGGAGCCCCGUCGACGUGCCGUCCGCCGUCACUCCCGGGCAGCACGUGCCCAGCGCGCCGAUGAUCUCCGACGGCCCGGGUUUCCCGGGCUUCGCCGCUGCGGGGAGCAGCGCGUUGAGGAGCGCGGUGCCGGUGGUAACCACCUGCGUGCAGCACUGCGGCUGGAGCUUAGUCUCGCAGCACUGGCCGUUGCAGCAGGAGAAGCCGGGCUUGCAGCACUUGCCGCCGCAGCACGCGGCGCCGACGGGGCAGCACUGGCCGCCGCAGCACUCCGCGCCCUGCUCGCAGCACUUGCCCUUGCAGCAACGCUGCCCGCGCGCGCAGCACGCCUUGCCGUCGCAGCAGCCCGUGCCUUCCGGGCAGCAGUUGGCGCCGCAGCACUCGCCCUUGCAGCACUGCGCGUUUAACUUGGUUGUCCCGCAGCACUUGUUGGCGUGCGCGCAGCACUUUCCGCCGCAGCAGCGGCCCUCCUGGUUGCGGCAGCAUUCGCCGAAGAUGGCGGGGUUGAGUUUGAAGGGUGUGCAGCACGACACGCCGAACUCCUCGCCUCCUAGGCAACACCUCCCGCCGCAGCACUUGGGCCCAACCUGA
Closterium sp. Naga37s-1 is the source of this 2091-nucleotide messenger RNA. The record is from the annotation of a GenBank genome assembly. Lineage: Eukaryota; Viridiplantae; Streptophyta; Zygnematophyceae; Desmidiales; Closteriaceae.